Molecule: messenger RNA, 6420 nt
Organism: Chelmon rostratus (copperband butterflyfish)
Lineage: Eukaryota; Metazoa; Chordata; Actinopteri; Chaetodontiformes; Chaetodontidae
Gene: f5
Product: coagulation factor V
Exons: 25
Coding region: 1-5859 (1952 amino acids)
Molecular function (GO): copper ion binding; oxidoreductase activity
Source: RefSeq, a predicted model, not a curated record
AUGAAGCUCUGUGCCUGGGCUGGAGCCUGGUGUCUCCUGCCUUUCUUGGUUCUUCUGACUGUCCUCCACAUCAAAGCAGACCAGCAUCAACCCAGGGAGAGACACUAUUACAUUGCAGCUGUUGAGAUAGACUGGAACUACUCUGGGAAUGACACACACAGGCUUGGUCCAACCUAUAAGAAAGUGGUCUUUCGGGAAUAUGAGAAAGACUUCAGACAGGCUAAGACUCAUCCCUCCUGGUUAGGCCUACUUGGACCCACACUAAGGGCAGAAGAGGGAGAGACGAUUGUAGUCACUUUCAGAAACAUGGCAAAUGGACUGUAUAGCAUCCAUCCACAUGGAGUUGCCUAUGGGAAGCAGUCAGAGGGAGCCAACUACUUUGACAACACAUCACAGAAAGAGAAAGAGGAUGACAUAGUGCUGCCUAACAGUGAACAUGUUUACUACUGGGAGGUGACAUCAGAAGUUUCUCCACAGCCAAAUGACCCUACCUGUCUCACCUACACCUAUAUCUCCCACCAAAAUGUUGUCGAGGACUACAACUCUGGCCUCAUUGGUACUUUACUCAUCUGCAAGCCUGGCAGUCUGAAUGAGUCGGGAAAACAGGUCGCUGUUGAUCAGGAGUAUGUGUUCCUUUUUGGGGUUUUUGAUGAGAAAGAGAGCAAGUACAAACCAGACAGCCAUGCUUCAGAUAACCAUGUCAAAUACACCAUCAACGGAUUCACAGAAGGAUCGCUCCCUGAUGUCAGUCUGUGUGCCCAUGCCUCUGUGAGCCUGCAUCUUGUAGGUAUGAGCUCAGAGCCUGAGGUAUUCUCAGUGCAUAUGAAUGGGCAGGUGCUGCAGCAUAAUGGGCAUAAAGUGUCAUCAGUAGGCCUGAUCAGUGGCUCCUCUACCACUGCCACCAUGGUGGCUCUCCACAAAGGCCGCUGGCUACUCUCCUCACACACCAUCAAGCACAUGGAAACCGGCAUGCAUGGUUUUGUGGAUGUGAAAAAGUGUGAUGGCUUCGAAGCACCCCGCCGAAGGAUGACCAUUGAACAAAAACGACACAGCAGGGAGUGGAAAUACUAUAUUGCUGCUGAGGAAAUCGUCUGGGACUAUGCACCUAACAUGCAUGAACAUAUUGACGAGGACUUCAAGUUCCAGUAUCUGAGACAGUCAUCAACACGUAUAGGUGGAAAGUACAAGAAGGCAGUCUACACGCUGUACAAAAAUGAGUCAUUCAUUGAAAGGUUAGAGACCAAGCAAAGGAAAAAUGAGCUUGGGAUCUUGGGCCCAGUGAUCAGAGCGCAGAUCAGAGAUGUUAUCAAGAUUGUUUUUAAGAACAUGGCUUCCAGGCCCUACAGCAUCUAUCCACAUGGACUGACAAUAGAGAAGUCGGAAGAGGGAGUCAACUACCCAGCAGGAGGCAACCAGUCUCAUGGUGUUCAGCCAGGUGAGACAUACACCUACAUAUGGAGAGUAGUUGAAGAGGAUGAGCCUUUGGAUGGAGACUCUCGAUGUCUGACACGAGUGUACCAUAGUGCAGUGGACACACCACGUGACAUUGCCUCAGGACUGAUCGGACCGAUCCUCAUCUGCAAGAGUCAGUCCCUCAAUGUCAGGAAUGUGCAGCUGAAAUCAGACAAGGAGCAGCAUGCCAUGUUUGCUGUGUUCGAUGAGAACAAGAGCUGGUACCUGGAAUACAACAUUCGCCAAUAUUGUGAUCGAUCCAAAGUCAACAAGGCAGACCCAGACUUUUAUAAGUCCAAUGUCAUGCACACAAUUAAUGGUUAUGUGUUUGAGAGUGGCCCUCUCUUGGGCUUCUGCAAUGGUGAGGUUGUAACAUGGCACGUGUCCAGCAUUGGAGCACAGGAGUACAUCCAAACAGCGACAUUCUACGGCCAUACCUUUGAGCUGAAUGAGCGAACAGAGGACUUUCUCAGCCUCUACCCCAUGACUGGAGAGACCAUCAAUAUGAACAUGGACAACAUUGGUGUCUGGCUUCUGUCCUCCCUAAAUUCCCAUGAGACAACCAAGGGAAUGCGUGUAAAGUUUCAAGAUGUUGAGUGCUAUCGUGACUAUGAAUAUGAGUACAGUGACGAUGAAGAUCCAGCAUUACACAAAGAAUUUACUGUGUGGAAUCCUCUGAGCUUGGAUGAAAUCAAGAAGGAAGAAGAGAAGCCUGAACCUGUGAAAGAAGCACCAGCAGAAAUAGAUAUUUACACAGAAAUGUUUGCAGAGGAAUUAGGUCUCAGAUCGCUGAAAAACCAGUCUAGUAUCUCCGAUGUGGAGGAGCUGGACCUCUCUUUCCUCGACUAUGAUGCUAUUGAUGUGCUUGAGAAAGACACAGAUAUGUCCCUUAAUUUCACAGAUGAAAAGGGGAAAAUUGAGACCUCUAUUCCAAAAUCAAAUGCACUAAAUGAGACAUUAUUCCCAAAUUUGAAAGAGGCAGAUACACUAAACCUUACAGCAGUUAAUCUUCAAACACAAAGCAUCAGAGAUAAUUCAAUACAUAUGCAGAACAGUAGUAUGCCAUCAACAACAGCAAUAGUUCAUAAUACAACGGCAUUAUCAGUGGUUGGAAAUGUAUCCAAACAAAUUACCAAUUUUACUGCAACAUUACAAGGAAAUUCCAGUUCCCUCUUGGAGACUGAAAGAAUGAAUGUAACACUGACUGGUGAUAACCAGACUUCUGUGGACAGAAACUUGGCAGAAGGCUCUGAGGAGAGACUCACCAGAGGGGAUGUGUUCUUUUACUCUCCUCUAUCCAAUUUGAGCACCAAUAAUCUCCACAGUACACCAGAGGGCAAUGUCACCUCUCUGUCCCAUAGCACAAAAGAGAAGGAUGAGAAUAACACAGCAACUAACCACGUUGACGUGUCAGUAGAUGAAACAAACCAUUCAUUGUGCAUUCCAGUGGCUGAUGUUGGAAAGGGUGGCAUCAGCACCACAAACAGAUGCAAUUUGACCAUCUUUGAGUUGGAGGUGGAGAGCACAGACAACAACACCAGUGACAGCAACUUCCUAAACACCACAGCAGAGCCAGCAGAGUAUAGACUUCAAAAGAAUUCCUCUGAAAUUGUGACAUAUCCAACCAAUUCCAGCCUUGAAAACAUAACGCAUAUUUUCUUCGAAGCAGGGCCAUUACCGAAUGUCACAGUGACUAAGUCCAUAUCAAAUUCAUCAGGGGAGAUUAGUUUAGAGAGUACAGAGAAUGUCACGGCUCUUCAUGCCAAGUUGAACCACACAUCUUCUGUGCUAAGUUUUUCCAAUGACACUAUGGUUUCAGGGAACCUGUCCCUCUCCAGCGAUGCAGUAAGAGAGAAUAAUUCUGGCGAGCUAAGUGCCUCAGACAGCAGUGAAGAAGUGUUUAUCUACCUAAAAGAAAACAAUACAGAUUUUAUUAAAACCACCUCCGUCCAAAUACAAGGGCACAACUGGACUUACGAAGAAGCUCACCAAAGGGUACCAAUGGAGAUUCCUGAUUACAUGAAGAAAUAUUUUGAGAAAGAGACCCCUCAAACAACACCAACUCCUAAAAAGAUCAGGAAGGUGAGCCUACGGCAGAGACCCCAGAAGGGCCAAGGCAUGAAAACAAAGAAGAGGAAGGAUUACAAGGCUCAGGCCAGGAGUGGCUUACCAUUCUCUCCUCGUGGAUUCAAUCCAGGCAUGACCCCGCGUGGGUCACGACCCCUUGCCCCACAACCUGUUUCUGAUGAGGAGGAGCUCAUUAACAUGCCUGUGGUCAUUGGUGUGCCCCGACCCGAUUUCAGUGACUAUGAGCUAUAUGUUCCUGGGGAUGAACCAGAUCAUCUAGGUCUGGAUGAGCAAAAUGUGAAAGAUGAUGAAUAUGAAUAUGUGAUGUACAAAGACCCCUACAGCAGUCGUGAAGACAUCAAGAAUUUCAGCGUGGAUGAGACGACUAAAUACUACUUAAAAUUCUCAGGCCCAAAUGUCAAGAUUCAUUUCAUUGCUGCAGAAGAGGUUGAGUGGGACUUUGCUGGCUAUGGACAGAGGAGGCAAGACAAGUCGCAACAAAAGAGUCGAGAAACUAAGUUCACCAAGGUGGUUUUCCGUAGUUACAUGGACAGUAGUUUCAGCACACCUGAAAUCCGUGGAGAAAUAGAUGAGCAUCUAGGCAUCCUGGGACCUGUCAUCAAGGCAGAAGUUGGACAAAGCAUCAUGGUGGUGUUCAGGAACAACGCCAACCGCCCAUACUCCUUACACCCAAAUGGCGUUUCCUAUACCAAGCAGACAGAGGGUCUGUCUUAUGAAGAUGGUUCUAAGUACUGGUAUAAAUAUGACAAUGAGGUUCAACCCGGUACUACCUUCACAUAUAUAUGGAAGGUGCAUUCUAUGGUUGGGCCAAAGCCAGAUGAGUCUCACUGUCGUACCUGGGCCUACUAUUCAGGUGUUAAUCCUGAAAGGGAUAUGCACUCGGGCUUGAUUGGGCCUUUGCUGGUGUGCCGAGAGGGCACCAUGGACAGAGAGUUAACAGACAUGAGGGAGUUCGCACUGCUUUUCAUGACCUUUGAUGAGUCGCAGAGCUGGUACUAUGAGAAGAACCGUGAGAUUAUACAGAGGAAAAACCGAAGGAGAGUUAUGGACCCCAACUUCAAGGAGAACCUCAAGUUCCAUACCAUCAAUGGCAUUAUAUACAACUUGAAGGGCCUGAGGAUGUACACCAACCAGCUUGUGUGCUGGCACCUGAUCAACAUGGGUUCUCCCAGAGACUUUCAGAGUGUCCACUUCCAUGGACAGACUUUCCUCCACAAGAAGACCACCAGCUACCGACAGGCUGUCUACCCACUACUUCCUGGGAGCUUUGCUACUCUGGAGAUGUAUCCAUCCAAACCUGGCCUGUGGCAGCUGGAGACAGAAGUUGGUUUCAACCAACAGAAGGGCAUGCAGACUCUCUUUUUGGUUCUAGAUAAUGACUGCUACCGUCCAUUGGGUCUACAGUCAGGCAGUGUAAAAGAUGACCAGAUUACAGCAGUCAAUACUAGAGGAUACUGGGAGCCUCAUCUUGCCAGAUUGAACAAUCAGGGUAAAUACAAUGCAUGGAGCACACAGCAGAAUGCCAGCUGGAUCCAGGUUGACUUCCAGAGGCCAGUUGUGAUCAGCCAAGUGGCCACCCAGGGAGCCAGGCAGCUGUUCCAAUCCCAGUUUGUGGUUAAAUACUCUAUCUCCUACAGCACUGAUCGUCGGAAGUGGAUCUUCUAUAAGGGCGACAGCAGAGACCUGAGAAAAGUAUUCACUGGGAACCAGGAAGCAUAUGAGGCAAAGAGAAACACCUUCUUUCCUCCUCUGGUUGGACGGUUCGUUAGGCUCCACCCUAUCAACUGGUACAACAAGGCUACAGUCCGCAUGGAGUUCUAUGGCUGUGAGCUUGAUGGCUGCUCAGUGCCUCUGGGGAUGGAGAGCGGACUGAUAAAAGACCAUCACAUCACAGCCAGCUCCACAGCUUCCAGCUGGUACUCGGGACCCUGGAGACCCUCCCUUGCCCGCCUCAACAGACAAGGCACCAUUAAUGCAUGGCAGGCUGAGCAUAAUGACAUGAACCAGUGGCUUCAGGUGGAGCUGCCCCAAAUUAAAAAGAUCACAGGCAUCAUAACACAAGGAGCUAAGUCUCUGGGGAAAGAGAUGUAUGUCAUCUCCUACACUCUGCAGUACAGCAGCAAUGGGAUACACUGGAACCACUACACAGAUGAUGAGGGCCUCCCUUUCAAGACUUUUGUUGGAAACACAGACAACAACGACCAUGUGAAGAACUACAUCUACCCUCCUAUAUUCUCCCGCUUCAUCCGAAUCCUCCCCAAUAGCUGGAUGAGCUCCAUCACCAUGAGAAUAGAACUGCUGGGCUGUGACUUUGAGUGAUGCACACACACACACACACUCACACACACGCAUGCACACACACACACACACACACACACACAUACACACACAAAUCCAUACCAAAUGAUGACAGGUCAGGGCCACCAUUCACAUCUACAUCCAAAUAAAGAUGCAUGCAAAACACUUUAACACACAUGUAGUCUAUGCCCAAAUCCACUUUCGCACAUAUGGUCAUGUACUGAGGAUGCUACAAAUGUAAAUAUACUAAAUGUAAUUCUUUGCAUGCAAGUAAAAGCAAACACAUACAUACAUAUAGUGCAUUUAUUACUUAGGCCAUUUCUUGAAUGUCAUGCAGCUUGUGAAACUAAACUGUUACAUAAAUGAGAACUCCUGCCACUGGAAAAUUUCAGUUUCUUUCUUGCCCGGUUUGAAUGUUGAAAACAAAUAGGAUGCAAAAAAAUCAAUGUCUUACUAUAUAGUUUAUAGUGUUUUAUUAUACAAAUACAUGCCCAGUUAAAUCUUCAAAACUCAUUGGUAAGUGCAGUAAGUAUGAGUAAUCUUAACUCUUUUGUCAAUAGUUGUAUGUUUUUUUUGGAAAAC